Messenger RNA from Prionailurus viverrinus (fishing cat), 1284 nucleotides. It is a transcript of the gene HJV, whose product is annotated as hemojuvelin BMP co-receptor. Gene Ontology annotation, molecular function: coreceptor activity. NCBI's taxonomy places the organism in Eukaryota, Metazoa, Chordata, Mammalia, Carnivora, Felidae. Gene Ontology annotation, cellular component: plasma membrane. Gene Ontology annotation, biological process: BMP signaling pathway. Bases 1 to 1284 code for a protein of 427 amino acids. The transcript has 3 exons. The record is from RefSeq and is a predicted model, not a curated record.
AUGGGGGAUCCAGGCCGGUCCCCCCAUGGCAGCCCCCCAACUCUAAGCACUCUCACCCUCCUGCUGCUCCUCUGUGGACAUGCUCAUUCUCAAUGCAAGAUCCUCCGCUGCAAUGCUGAGUAUGUAUCGUCCACCCUGAGCCUUAGAGGUGGGAGGUCACCGGGAGCCCUGCGAGGAGGAGCAGGAGGAGGGGGCCGAGGUGGAGGGGUGGGCUCAGGCGGCCUCUGUCGAGCCCUCCGCUCCUACGCUCUCUGCACCCGGCGCACCGCCCGCACCUGCCGCGGGGACCUGGCCUUCCAUUCGGCGGUGCACGGGAUCGAAGACCUGAUGAUCCAGCACAACUGCUCCCGCCAGGGCCCCACGGCCCCGCCCCCGGCCCGCGGCCCCGCCCUUCCAGGCGCAGGCCCCGCCCGCUCCUCCGGCCCCCCAGCCCCGGACCCCUGUGACUAUGAAGGCCAGUUUUCCCGGCUGCACGGGCGUCCCCCGGGCUUCUUGCAUUGCGCCUCCUUCGGGGACCCCCACGUGCGCAGCUUUCACCACCACUUUCACACGUGCCGUGUCCAAGGAGCUUGGCCCCUGCUGGAUAAUGACUUCCUUUUUGUCCAGGCCACCAGCUCCCCCGUGGCAUCGGGGGCCAACGCCACCGCCACCCGGAAGCUCACCAUUAUAUUUAAGAACAUGCAGGAAUGCAUUGAUCAGAAGGUCUACCAGGCUGAGGUGGACAAUCUUCCGGCAGCCUUUGAAGAUGGCUCUAUCAAUGGAGGUGACCGACCCGGGGGGUCCAGUCUGUCCAUUGGAACUGCUAACCCUGGGAACCACGUGGAGAUCCGAGCCGCCUAUAUUGGCACAACUAUAAUCAUCCGGCAGACAGCUGGGCAGCUCUCCUUCUCCAUCAAGGUAGCAGAGGACGUGGCCCGGGCCUUCUCAGCUGAGCAAGACCUACAGCUCUGUGUUGGGGGGUGCCCCCCAAGUCAGCGACUCUCUCGCUCAGAGCGCAGCCGCCGGGGAGCUCUGACCAUUGACACCGCCAGACGGCUGUGUAAGGAAGGGCUGCCAGUUGAAGACGCUUAUUUCCACUCCUGUGUCUUUGAUGUUUUGAUCUCUGGUGACCCGAACUUCACUGUGGCAGCUCAGGCGGCUUUGGAGGAUGCCCGAGCCUUCCUGCCGGACUUAGAAAAGCUGCACCUCUUCCCCUCGGAUGCCGGGGUUCCUCUUUCCUCGGGAACCCUCCUAGCCCCACUCAUUUGGAGUGGGCUCUUUGUUCUGUGGCUUUGCAUUCAGUAA